GUCAAGUGUUGUUGUUGUGUUCGUUUCCAUUGCGUUUCUAUUCAUUUGUCGUAUUUAAACUAUUAUUUACGAUGCCUAAAGUUGUAAAAAGUGCUGGUCGAGAAAUAAUAUUGAAGGUGAAGGAGUUUUGUGAAGCAGAACAGAAGAAUCAGGGGGUUUUGAUACCAAUAAACAAUGUUCGUAAGAGAGUAGCCGUCAUGACAGGUGUGUCUGAGAAAACAGUUUCGAGGAUAACACAAGAAGGAAAAGUAGCGGCUAGUACUUCGAAAAGGAUUGUCACACCAGGGAAGAGUCGCCUACGUGCAAAAAAAAUUGAUUUGGAUGGAUUCGAUCUAUGUUCUAUUCGCCAUAAAAUUCACCAGUUUUAUACGGUAAAAAAAGAACUUCCUACUUUAAAUAAAUUACUCGCAGUGUUAAAAGAAGACAUUGGGUUUGAAGGAAGCCGCGCCACGCUACAUAGAAUACUGCAAAUUAUUGGUUUUAAAUACAAACGAUGCCAGUCAAAAAGUAAGUUAUUAAUAUAACGGUACGAUAUAACUGCUUGGCGCGCUAGAUACAUAGAAAAGAUGAGAAAAAAUCGAACCGUAGAGAAAAGACCCGUGGUGUUUUUUUUCUUGGAUGAAACCUAUAUCAUGCCAAAAGUUGUUGGCAAAGUGCAGAAGUGCCAGGGCUAUUCACUACCGAGUCCGUUGGGAGUAGGUGGAUAAUUGCUCAUGCUGGAUC
Bombyx mandarina (wild silkworm) is the source of this 723-nucleotide messenger RNA. RefSeq lists its product as uncharacterized. Lineage: Eukaryota; Metazoa; Arthropoda; Insecta; Lepidoptera; Bombycidae. The record is from RefSeq and is a predicted model, not a curated record.